CCUCAUAACAUCUCAAAACCAAAGUUUUAUCUCCUCAAGUACCAUACAUCGAUCUCCAUCAACAAAAAGUGACAAAUAUUCACUAUAUUGCUUUGCUUUUUUCUGUAAGAUGAAAAUGGAUAGCCCGAAAUCACCUCUUCAGCCUCCGACCUACGGAAACUUAGUGACAAUCCUCAGCAUCGACGGUGGUGGCAUUAGAGGGCUUAUCCCUGCAGUAAUCCUUGGUUUUCUCGAGUCCGAACUUCAGAAAUUGGAUGGGGAAGACGCAAGGCUUGCAGACUACUUUGAUGUAAUGGCAGGAACAAGCACCGGUGGUCUGGUGACAGCCAUGCUCACCACUCCUAACAAGGAAGGCCGACCCUUGUUUGCAGCCUCUGAGAUAAAAGACUUCUAUCUUGAGCAGUGUCCAAAGAUCUUCCCUCAAGAUCAUUUCCCAUUUUCGGCUGCUAAAAACCUUGUGAAAUCCUUGACUGGUCCUAAAUAUGACGGUGAAUACCUUCAUCAACUUAUCCACGCUAAGUUGGGUGAUACAAAGUUAAAUCAAACGCUUACCAACGUUGUCAUUCCAACUUUUGAUAUCAAGCGUCUUCAACCUACUAUCUUUAGUAGUUACGAGGUGAAAAACAAUCCUCUCAAGAAUGCAACCCUCGCUGACAUUGCUAUCUCAACUUCAGCAGCCCCUACUUACUUGCCUGCCCAUUUCUUUAGAACUGAAGAUUCGACUGGAAACGUUAAAGAAUACAAUCUUAUUGAUGGCGGAGUUGCAGCUAACAACCCGGCUUUGGUGGCCAUUGGGGAGGUAACAAAUGAGAUCACAAGAGGUAGCAGCGAUUUUUUCCCGAUCAGACCAAAUGAUUAUGGAAGGUUUCUUGUUCUUUCGCUUGGAACCGGAAACCAUAAAUGCGAAGAGAAAUUCAAUGCAAAAGAAGUAGCUGGCUGGGGGUUAUUGAGUUGGUUAACACACGAUAACUCUACACCUCUCAUUGAUGCUUUCACGCAAGCUAGCUCCGACAUGGUUGAUUUUCAUCUAUCUGCUGUUUUCCGAGCUCUUCAUUCCGAACCCAACUAUAUUCGUAUCCAGGAUGACACAUUAAAUGGAGAUGCUGCUUCUGUGGAUAUCGCUACGGUCGAGAAUCUUGACAUUCUUGCCAAGACAGGAGAGGAACUACUCAAGAAACCUGUUUCUAGAGUCAACCUAGACUCCGGUUCUAACGAAAAUGCCUAUCAAACAACUAAUGGAAUGGCUCUUAUAAAGUUAGCAGGAAUACUUUCAAAAGAGAAGAAGAUCCGAGACGUGCGAUCACCUCAUGGAAAAGCUCCAAUGAAGAUGUAAAGAGAUCAUUAUUUUAUUUUUAUAGUGUAUAUUGUUCAUGAUUUGUUUGUUUCACUAAUGCACGUCUGGGUUUUAUAUUAAUAAAAGAUUGUGGCUCAUUAUAGCCAUUUGUACAAUUGAAUAAAGUCAGUGGGAAAUGCUAAUAUUGUUUCGUCUUCUUCAAA
Camelina sativa (false flax) is the source of this 1497-nucleotide messenger RNA. Its product is annotated as patatin-like protein 2. The record is from RefSeq and is a predicted model, not a curated record. Gene Ontology annotation, molecular function: glycerophospholipase activity; monoacylglycerol lipase activity. Gene Ontology annotation, biological process: lipid metabolic process. Lineage: Eukaryota; Viridiplantae; Streptophyta; Magnoliopsida; Brassicales; Brassicaceae.